This is a messenger RNA of Xiphias gladius (swordfish), 1288 nucleotides long. It is a transcript of the gene hemk2, whose product is annotated as N-6 adenine-specific DNA methyltransferase 1. Gene Ontology annotation, biological process: methylation. Gene Ontology annotation, cellular component: eRF1 methyltransferase complex. NCBI's taxonomy places the organism in Eukaryota, Metazoa, Chordata, Actinopteri, Istiophoriformes, Xiphiidae. Gene Ontology annotation, molecular function: S-adenosylmethionine-dependent methyltransferase activity; protein methyltransferase activity; nucleic acid binding. The record is from RefSeq and is a predicted model, not a curated record. The coding region runs from base 96 to 818 and encodes 240 amino acids. The transcript is spliced from 7 exons.
CCAAAAACCUCCCUCAUGAAUCCUGUUGGAAUCUUCCACUUCCUGUUUGGCAGUCUGCCCUUCCUUGCACAUGGAGAUACCAAGAACUGGAGCACAUGGAACAAACAUUUGCGAGCCGGGAACACGUGCAGGCGGUUAGCGACACUCCGGCCGGGAAGCUAAACAUGUGUACAGGUUAUCCCACACCUGUCUACUCCCACGCCGGGAGAGGACACUUCCAGGAUGUUUACGAGCCUGCGGAGGACUCCUUCCUGUUGCUGGACGCUCUGGAGAAAGAUGCACAGAGGCUGCAGCUGAUGAGCCCGUGUGUGUGUUUGGAGGUUGGCAGCGGCUCUGGAGUGGUGUCUGCGUUUCUGGCGUCAAUAGUUGGACCCUCAGCUUUAUACAUUUGCACUGAUGUUAAUCCUGCAGCGGCACAGUGCACAGAGAAGACAGCCUCCUGUAACAAUGUUUCACUGCAGCCUGUCAUCACAGACCUGGUGACGUGUCUUCUGCCGCAGCUGAGUGGAAAAGUGGACGUCCUCGUAUUUAACCCUCCCUACGUGGUGACACCAUCAGAAGAGGUUGGCAGCAGAGGUAUAGAGGCUGCCUGGGCUGGUGGGAAGCGAGGACGAGAGGUGACGGACAGAUUUCUGCCAUCGGUAGCACAGUUGCUGUCCAGUAAAGGGUUGUUUUACCUCAUUGCCAUUGCUGAGAAUGAUCCAGAGGAGAUCAUCAGUUUACUGGGACAAUACGGCUUAAAGGGAGAGUCGUGUUUGUCCACAAGAGCUGGAAAUGAGAGACUGUCUGUCCUGCGCUUCCACAGGAGCCAAACGUGAACUGCCACCACUAAAUCCACUGAAAGGAUUACAAGAACUUUGAACUGACUGGACAUAUUGAGGAUAUUCAGUUCACCUAAUGCAACCCAGAGUCUUGGAUUCAACAUGGACAGAUGUUUACAGUAGAGGAAAACUGCAAGUAAAGAGAAUUUAGAAUUCCCUGACAUCUAUAUGCAAUAUUGAAGCAGAAAUGCCAGACAUUUUUAAUAGUGAAAUGACAGUUUCAGCUAUUACAGACAUUCAAAAAUUACAUGUUGGACCACCAUGCCUUUUUUCCCCCAGUUUAGAAGUUAAUUCCAGUACAGACAAAAUUAUAACAUUUCCCAAAAAGUACAAUUGGAAUGUCAUUUUUGUUUCAAGUAUGAUGCUUCUUUACAAGAGAAGUUGAGAUGCUACUGUUUCAUCUAUGUAUGUUUGUAAGCUUUCAGCAUCCCAUGAAGAAAUCAACUCAACUGGACCUAAAAAGUUAU